AUGCUGUCGACUAGCCUCCAGGCAAAGCUUUGCGCGCCAACGAAGCAGGCCUCUCCGCUCUCACGAGCUGUGUUCUCCCUUCUCUACAGCCCUUCGACUCAUGGAUAUUCUCGAGUUGCAUGUAUAACCAUCCAACAGCACAGCUCGAGAUCCUUUACGACCACCCAAGACAAGAAGCUUCGCGAUUUCUUUCCGAUCAAGGAAACGGAAUCCAUCAGGCAGACCUUGCCCGCCUGGCCUCACCAUGGUUAUACGGAACAGGAGAUGCUCAGUGUUGUCCCAGAUCAUCGCCCCGCGAAGACGGUGGGUGACUGGUUUGCAUGGAAAAUUAUGAGGAUCUGUAGAUGGGGCAUGGACUUGGCUACAGGUCUUCGAGAUGAGCAGCAGGUCGACAAGAAGAACCCGACAACCGCCGUAACCACCAUCAAACCCCUGACCGAGGCUCAAUGGAUGAUCCGUUUCCUUUUUCUCGAAUCGAUCGCCGGCGUACCUGGAAUGGUGGCGGGAAUGCUAAGACAUCUCCACAGCAUCCGACGCUUGAAGAGAGACAACGGUUGGAUCGAGACUCUUCUCGAGGAAAGUUACAAUGAGAGAAUGCACUUGCUGACAUUUCUGAAAAUGAGUGAGCCAGGACGGUUUAUGAAACUCAUGAUAAUUGGCGCUCAAGGAGUAUAUUUCAACUCUUUGUUCCUCUCCUACCUGAUCUCGCCGAAGAUUACUCAUCGCUUUAUCGGGUACCUGGAAGAGGAGGCAGUCCACACUUAUACGAUGGCGAUCAAGCAAAUCGAUGAGGGCCACUUGCCCAAGUGGUCAGAUCCUAAUUUCGUCAUCCCCGACAUUGCCGUCAAGUACUGGCAGAUGCCCGAGGAAAAGCGAACAAUGAAGGACCUCCUCCUCUACAUCCGUGCCGACGAAGCCUGCCAUAGAGGUGUCAACCACACACUCAGCAAUCUAAACCAAACCGACGAUCCCAACCCCUUCGUCAGCGAAUAUAAGGGCGAACGAAAUCCGCCCAGGCCAGCUUCGAAACCCCAAGGAUUCGAACGAGAAGAAGUGAUUUGA
Molecule: messenger RNA, 1062 nt
Organism: Pseudomassariella vexata
Lineage: Eukaryota; Fungi; Ascomycota; Sordariomycetes; Amphisphaeriales; Pseudomassariaceae
Product: alternative oxidase
Exons: 3
Coding region: 1-1062 (353 amino acids)
Biological process (GO): alternative respiration
Cellular component (GO): mitochondrion
Molecular function (GO): alternative oxidase activity
Source: RefSeq, a predicted model, not a curated record